AUGGUUGCCGCAGAACCUAUUCCUUCCGGCGUUCCCCUUGGCACUCAAAUUAAGACAGAUGCAACUGUUCUUUGCGGAGAUGUUGAUAUUAGUGAUGAUGGUGCUGUUUCUGUUAAGCUUAAAGAGUAA
Messenger RNA from Ambispora gerdemannii, 129 nucleotides. The record is from the annotation of a GenBank genome assembly. NCBI's taxonomy places the organism in Eukaryota, Fungi, Glomeromycota, Glomeromycetes, Archaeosporales, Ambisporaceae.